CGCCAGUUUGUAACCUAGCUCUCUCCUGCUCUGCUCGCCACUCUCGCACCGCCGCCGUCUCCAACGCCAAAUCCCUCGCCUCCUUCCACGUCUCGCCGCCGCGUCGCCGUCGAUCACUUCCCAGCGCCGCCUCGCCGCAGAGCACUUCCCAGCGCCGCCUCGCCGCAGAUCACUGCCCUGCACAGCUCUCCCCUGCGCCGCCUCGCCGCAGAUCACUGCCCUGCACAGCUCUCCCCUGCGCCGCCUCGCCGUCGACCACUCCCCUUGCGCCGCCUCGCCGUCGACCACUCCCCUUGCGCCGCCUCGCCGUCGACCACUCCCCUUGCGCCGCCUCGCCGUCGACCACUCCCCUUGCGCCGCUUCGCCGUCGACCCCCACCCUGCGCCGCUCUCCCCAGCGCUGACUGGCCUGCCGAAACCCUCCCUCGUGCGGCCGUUCCCCCAAGCCGCCUCUUCCCCCGCCCAUUCAACGCCACCCUCCCCUGUCGCCGGCUCGCCGCUCGCCCAGCGACCCCUGCUGCCCCACAUCGUCAAAGUGCUGCUAGCCCACAAGAUCGCAGGAACCAUGUCGUUCGCCGGCGUAUCCGUCAUUGCUGGCAGUGGCGGCAGGCUGCCGCGGCUGUCGGCGGAAUCGGACAUGAUCUACUCCGGCUCCAGCGCAGCCAGCAGAGGCAGCUGCUACUAUCACCUGCUUGUGGUGGAAGGUUACUCCCGCAUCAAAGACCUGCCCAAUGGAGGGACAAUCAUGGGUCGCACAUUCAAAGCUGGAGGCUAUCAAUGGGUUCUGAGGUUCCAUCCCAAUGGUUAUGCCCCGGAGGAUGUCGGUUCCAUCUCGGUUUAUCUUGUGCUUGACCAGGAUGUUGCACGGCCCGUGAAGGUGCAUCUCCAGUUUAGUUUGGUUGAUGAGGUUAGCAAGCAAGAUCAAGCAUUCAUCCGUGCAAUCAAAGCGUGCGACUUCUCUGGCAGUGGCUCUACUUGGGGCCGCAGUUGUUUCAUAAAAGGAGAGGACCUUGAGAAGUCAGAUCAUCUCAAGGAUGAUUGUUUCACCAUCCGGUGUGAUUUCAUCAUCGCCGAAGCUGCUGCUGCUGCUCCCUUGGUAAAGGUGCCGUCAUCUAACAUAAGCGAGCAUCUGAGCCAUCUCUUAGUGACGGAGGUGGGCGCCGAUGUGACGUUCGAGGUCGGCCAUGAGAUGUUCGCCGCCCACCGGUGUGUGCUCGCGUCCCGUUCCGCCGUAUUCAUGGCACAGCUCUUUGGCCCCAUGAAGGAGGGGACCACGGCGGCCGCCAUACAAAUACAAGACAUGGAACCGGACAUCUUCAAGGCACUGCUUGGUUUCAUCUACACUGACUUGAUGCCAGAGAUGGAGGCGGAAAGAGAAGCAGAAGUAGAAGAAGGUGGAGCUGAUGAGGUUACGUGGCUGCGCCACUUGCUUGCCGCGGCGGAUAGGUUUGAUCUCCAGAGGCUCAAGUCGAUGUGUGAAGAGAGGUUGUUGGAGCACAUAGAUUUGAGCUCGGUGUCGGCCAUCCUUGCUGUGGCAGCGCAGCUCCAAUGCUGUGGACUUAAGGAGGCGUGCCUGGAGUUCCUCAAGGUUCAGUCAGCUGCAGACUUGGGACAAGUAAUGGCGACCAGUGACUGGGAGCACAUAGGUGCAACCGAUCACUCCGUUCUGAACCAGCUCAUUGCCAAGCUUGCUUCCAAAGUUUAGUUCGUAACAGUGUCCUCAUGGGGCUUCUGGUACGCAUAAGAGGAUCAAACAUAUGUGCGCAAGGCAUGGAUGGUUUAUAGAUUCAGUUAAGCAAACAUCAAUGUUGAUCUAUUGUCA
Molecule: messenger RNA, 1821 nt
Organism: Triticum aestivum (bread wheat)
Lineage: Eukaryota; Viridiplantae; Streptophyta; Magnoliopsida; Poales; Poaceae
Product: BTB/POZ and MATH domain-containing protein 3-like
Exons: 1
Coding region: 565-1704 (379 amino acids)
Biological process (GO): protein ubiquitination
Molecular function (GO): protein binding
Source: RefSeq, a predicted model, not a curated record